ACUCUCACACCCCGUCUGGAGUACCUCUCCUCUGCUCAUUGCUCAGUUUUAAGUGCUCGUGAAACCCCAAACCUCCACUUUUUACUUUGACUCAAACUCUGUGCCAUCACAAUCCCACCCCACAAUUUAUUAAUUCCACUCUCUUCCUCACAUACAAUUUGCUCUUCUUUCUCACCUAACGAGAUUAGUUCUUCGCGUUGGAGAUUCGUAAUUGCUCCAGUUUCUGACUGCUGAGAUCGAGACGUAUGGGUAGUUCAGCGGAGCAUAGUUCUGGAGAGGAGACUGACAUUAGUGAUUCUGAAACUGAGGAUUACCAGGAGAAGGCUUAUGAAGAACUGAAGAGUGGUAAGCACCAGGUGAAAAUAUCCGAUCAAGCUUAUACUUGCCCCUACUGCCCUAAGAAAAGAAAGAGAGAUUUUCAGUACAAGGAACUCUUGCAGCAUGCAAGUGCGAUUGGCAGUUGCAGUUCACAUAAAAGAACUGCAAGAGACAAGGCAAAUCAUCUCGCCCUCGCAAAGUACUUGGAAAAUGAUACAGCUGUUGAUGCUGGUCCGUCAAAGCCUUCUGCUGAGGUAGAUGCUCUUGCAGACCAAGACCGUGAUGAGCUGUUUGUCUGGCCAUGGAUUGGUAUUGUUGUCAACAUUCCUACUGACUUUAAGGAUGGUCGUUAUGUGGGAGAGAGUGGUAGUAAAUUGAGGGAUCAGUUGACAAGAAGAGGAUUUAAUCCAACUAGAGUGCGACCUUUGUGGAAUUACCAAGGCCAUUCCGGAACUGCUAUUGUUGAAUUUCAAAAGGAUUGGUCUGGAUUCACCAACGCCAUGUCUUUUGAGAAAUUUUAUGAGGCUAAUCAUCAUGGUCAGAAAAAUUGGCUGGCAAAGAAUGGAAUGAAGUCAGAUCUUUAUGCAUGGGUUGCUCGCGCAGAUGAUUAUAAUUCUAAUAACAUUGUUGGAGAAAAUCUUCGCAAGAUUGGAGAUCUUAGAACCAUAUCAGAUAUCAUGGAAGAGGAAGCUAGAAAGACUAACAAGCUCGUAGGUAAUUUAACAAAUGUUAUUGAGGCAAAGAAAAUGCACUUGCUGGAGAUGGAGAAUAAAUUCAAGGAGACUGAAAGCUCUCUACUCCAGUUGAUCAUGGAAAAGGAUAACCUGCAUCAAGCUUAUAAUGAAGAGAUAAAAAAGAUUGAGUCUAGUGCCAGAGAUCAUUUCAAGAAGAUAUUCAACGACCAUGAGAAGCUGAAACUUCAAUUGGAAACUCAAAAGAGAGAUCUUGAGUUCCGGGGUCAAGAACUGAUGAAACGGGAGACACACAACGAAAUUGAGAGAAAAAAGCUGUCUGAAGACCUUGAACAGAAUGCGGUGAAAAAUUGUUCCCUUCAAGCUGCUGCUGAGGAACAAAGAAAGGCUGAUGAAAAAGUAAUGAAACUGGCUGAAGAACAGAAGAAACAAAAGGAGAAUCUCCAUAAGAGAAUCAUUUUAUUAGAGAAACAACUGGAUGCAAAGCAAGCAGUACAGCUUGAAAUUGAGCAAUUGAGAGGUAAAUUAAAUGUCAUGAAGCACAUGGGAGAUGAAGGCGAUUUAGAAGUGUUAAAUAAAGUGGAUUUGCUGCUCAAGGCAUUGAGGGAGAAGGAAGGAGAGCUUGAAGAUUUGGAGGUGUUAAACCAAACUUUAAUUGUACAGGAGCGCAAGCGAAAUGAUGAACUCCAGGAUGCUCGGAAAGAAUUGGUUAAUGGCUUGAAAGAAAUGUCAACAAAUGGUCAUAUUGGUGUCAAGAGAAUGGGGGAACUUGACAGCAAGCCAUUUCAUGACGCAAUGAAAAGGAAGUACAGCGAGGCUGAAGCAGAUGAGAGAGCGACGGAAUUGUGCUCACUGUGGGAGGAGUACCUUAGAGAUCCUGAAUGGCAUCCUAUAAAAGUGGUUAGCAUUAAUGGUAAACAUCAGGCUGUGAUAAAGGAAGAUGAUGAAAAGCUGAGAGACCUGAAGGAGAAUUAUGGUGAUGAAGUUUACAAUGCUGUGACAGCAGCUUUGUGCGAGAUAAACGAAUAUAACCCAAGUGGGAGAUACAUUAUUUCGGAACUGUGGAACUACAAUGAGGGUAGGAGAGCCACCCUUAAGGAAGGAGUUGAAGUUCUGCUGAAGCAGUGGAGAUACCAAAAGCGGAAGAGGGGAAUGGAUUGAGGGGUGGAAGUGAGCCUGGUCACUGGUGCGCCCCGGUCUUCGGCGUCUUGUACUAAUAGCGUUUGCGGGAGGGAGCAAAUAAUUGAAUUCUAAUCAUGAACCCUUGUUUGGGAGACUAGUUGCUAUUUAGAAUCUAUGCCCUAACAUUUUAUGAUCUUGCCGUAAAUGAAACCCGAGCUACUUAAUUCUCCUCA
Sesamum indicum (sesame) is the source of this 2365-nucleotide messenger RNA. RefSeq names its product protein INVOLVED IN DE NOVO 2. Gene Ontology annotation, biological process: gene silencing by siRNA-directed DNA methylation. The record is from RefSeq and is a predicted model, not a curated record. NCBI's taxonomy places the organism in Eukaryota, Viridiplantae, Streptophyta, Magnoliopsida, Lamiales, Pedaliaceae.